Chrysochloris asiatica (Cape golden mole) is the source of this 453-nucleotide messenger RNA. It is a transcript of the gene PAM16, whose product is annotated as presequence translocase-associated motor 16 homolog (S. cerevisiae). Lineage: Eukaryota; Metazoa; Chordata; Mammalia; Afrosoricida; Chrysochloridae. Gene Ontology annotation, cellular component: TIM23 mitochondrial import inner membrane translocase complex. The transcript has 5 exons. Bases 1 to 453 code for a protein of 150 amino acids. Gene Ontology annotation, biological process: protein import into mitochondrial matrix. The record is from RefSeq and is a predicted model, not a curated record.
AUGCAGGAGGUCGGGCGGGACAUUGCUGGCCGGGAAGUACCCAGCCGAGGGGGUCGCCUACGCCUGCUUUGCCCACAGGCCAAGUACCUGGCCCAGAUCAUCGUGAUGAGCAUGCAGGUGGUGGGCAGGGCCUUUGCCCGGGCCCUGCGGCAGGAAUUUGCAGCCAGCAAGGCAGCUGCUGAUGCCCGAGGUCGUGCCGGCCACCAGUCAGCUGCUGCCUCCAACCUCUCUGGUCUCAGCCUACAGGAGGCUCAGCAGAUUCUCAACAUUUCCAAGCUGAACCCUGAGGACAUCCAGAAGAACUAUGAACACUUGUUCAAGGUGAAUGACAAAUCUGUGGGUGGUUCCUUCUACCUGCAGUCCAAGGUGGUCCGAGCAAAGGAGCGUCUUGAUGAGGAACUCAAAAUUCAAGCCCAGGAGGAGAGAGAGAGAGAUCAAGCCCCCAGGACGUGA